Molecule: messenger RNA, 3202 nt
Organism: Meleagris gallopavo (turkey)
Lineage: Eukaryota; Metazoa; Chordata; Aves; Galliformes; Phasianidae
Gene: PDE4C
Product: phosphodiesterase 4C
Biological process (GO): signal transduction
Molecular function (GO): 3',5'-cyclic-nucleotide phosphodiesterase activity
Source: RefSeq, a predicted model, not a curated record
GGCAGCGGUGGCUGAGGCCGGGUUUGCUCACAGCAGUGGGGCUGCUGGGCUCUGUCUGUGGGUGUCUGCCCACAGUGGGGGCACGGCAGGCACAGCGGAGGGGCAGGAGGCACCAACUCCCACCCUGGAGGGGCCGGGCACUGCAGGGAGCAGCAGUGUCCUCUCCAAUGGUAACAGCACCUAUUUAUAGCGGCCCCCAGCCCCCCCCCCCGCUGCUUGACACCACACAGCAUGGAAAGUAUUUCUGAGUUCGGCACCAGAGCUGCUGUCCCGGCUGCGUCCCCCCCUGCCCGACCACACUGCCCCCACCCCGGUGUGCCCCACUGCCACUGUGGGGGGUAUGUGUGUGUCUGCUCCACAUCUCGGUGACACCGUGCCCGGGUCGGGGCCGUCCCCGGGGUGGCUGAGCUGCACCGGAGGGGGAACAAACCCCCAAUUGAGCCGCAGGGCAGGAGGAGCCACAAUGCGGCUUUGUGUCCCCGUACCAUCGGGGACGCGGGGCAGAGGCUGACAGCGGGGCCGGGGAUGCAGCCAGACGGCCGCUGCCCGUCCCGGAGGCACUCCUGCAUCGGCUUUGACCUGGAGAAUGGCCCCCCGGGAAGGGGCCCGCUGGAGCCGCAGUGCAGCCCGGGCGCAGGGCUGGUGCUGCAGGGCGCCUUCACCCACGGCCAGCGCCGCGAGUCCUUCCUCUACCGCUCCGACAGCGACUACGACCUGUCCCCCAAGGCCAUGUCCCGCAACUCCUCCAUCGCCAGCGACCUGCACGGAGAAGACAUGAUCGUCACACCCUUCGCCCAGGUCCUGGCCAGCCUGCGCACCGUGCGCACCAACGUGACGGUGCUGCUGCACCUCCAGGAGCGCGUGGGCACCAAGCGGGCGUCGAGCAGCAGCCUCCCCUCCGCCAGCAGGGCCGGCCUGUCCGCAGAGGAUGCUCAGCAGAAGCUGUCGCUGGAGACCCUGGAGGAGCUGGACUGGUGCCUGGAGCAGCUGGAGACGCUGCAGACGCGGCACUCGGUCGGCGAGAUGGCUUCCAACAAGUUUAAGCGGAUGCUGAGCCGGGAGCUCUCACACCUCUCGGAGAGCGGCCGCUCGGGGAACCAGGUGUCUGAGUACAUCUCCAGCACCUUCCUGGACAAGCAGCACGAGGUGGAGAUCCCUCCAGCACUGCCCAGGGAGAAGGAGCGGGAGCGCAGGAAGCGGCCGAUGUCGCAGAUCAGCGGUGUGAGGAGGCCGGCUCACGGCCCCCGCCUUGCUGCCAUCCCGCGCUUUGGGGUGCGCACGGAGCAGGAGGGGCUGCUGGCCAAGGAGCUGCAGGACACCAACAAGUGGGGUCUCGACAUCUUCAAAGUGGCCGAGUACUCAGGAAACCGCCCGCUGACGGUCCUCAUGUACAGCAUCUUCCAGGAACGUGACCUGAUGAAGACGUUCCGCAUCCCCGCCGACACCUUCCUCACCUACAUGCUGACGCUGGAGGACCAUUACCGCACCGACGUGGCGUAUCACAACAACAUCCACGCCGCUGACGUGGCGCAGUCCACCCACGUGCUGCUCUCCACGCCGGCGCUGGAGGCCGUCUUCACUGACUUGGAGAUCAUGGCUGCCAUCUUCGCCAGCGCCAUCCAUGACGUUGACCACCCUGGUGUCUCCAAUCAGUUCCUCAUCAACACCAACUCGGAGCUGGCGCUGAUGUACAAUGAUGCUUCGGUGCUGGAGAAUCACCACCUGGCCGUGGGCUUCAAGCUGCUGCAGGAGGAGAACUGCGACAUCUUCCAGAACCUGAGCAAGAAGCAGAGGCAGUCGCUCCGCAAGAUGGCCAUCGAUAUGGUGCUGGCCACCGACAUGUCCAAGCACAUGAACCUGCUGGCGGACCUGAAGACCAUGGUGGAGACCAAGAAGGUGACCAGCCUGGGGGUGCUGCUGCUGGACAACUACUCUGACCGGAUCCAGGUCCUGCAGAACAUGGUGCACUGCGCCGACCUCAGCAACCCCACCAAACCGCUGGAGCUGUACCGGCAGUGGACCGACCGCAUCAUGGCCGAGUUCUUCCACCAGGGUGACCGGGAGCGAGAGAAGGGGAUGGAGAUCAGCCCCAUGUGUGACAAGCACACCGCCUCCGUGGAGAAGUCCCAGGUGGGAUUCAUCGACUUCAUCGCCCACCCGCUGUGGGAGACCUGGGCCGACCUGGUGCACCCUGACGCCCAGGAGAUCCUGGACACGCUGGAGGACAACCGGGAGUGGUACCAGAGCAUGAUCCCACGCAGCCCCUCCCCACCGCCAGAGCUGGGAUCCGAAGUUCCCCUCGCUGACCCCGGCAAGUCCCAGUUUGAGAUGACGCUGGAAGAGGAGGAGGGAGAGUCGGACACGGAAGCGGAGGGGCCCGAGAGCCCUUUGGAGGAGGACAACAGCGGCUCCAAGACGUCGGCUACGGAUGAUUCGGAGUCAGCCGACACAGAGCGUUUGUCACCUGGCUCCGGGGACCGGGAGGUGGACAACAGGAAAGUGCCGGAGGGGACACUGCCAAAGGACAGGGCUGGUGGUGGGUGCACAGCGCCGGAUCCUGAGAGCGGCAGGGAGCUGUGCCUGGACACGGAGGGCAAUGUCACAUUCCUGCCCCUGGGCACGUAGCGGCCCGGCCGGAGGGUCCCACCGCUGCUGUGGGGAUGUGGGACUGGGCACUGCCCCAGUGAGGGUCGUGGGCACUGCUGGGACUGGCACACGGAGCCCCAGAGGACGUCCCGAUGUGGGAGCCGGGUAGGUCCCAAUGGCAGUGAGGAUAUUGCUCACCCCCUCCCCUGCUUCUACCCUGCAUCCAGCUGCUGGGAAACGUCCCCGUUACCACAGACAGGGCUCGAGGAUUCUGCUCCUGCCCCAUCCCAGCCCUGGGCACAGCAGAGCAGUCCCCACUCAGCACAGUGCAGCCAAAAGCGUUUUGGUGUCACACAGCAUUCGGUGUCCGGGCACCGCAGCACAACGCCGGCUGUGCGCCCACCGAGUCGGAGGUGUUUUUAUUUGGGGACAGCUUCACUUUUUUAAAGCUUUUUGUAGCUCACUUCAUCCUAUCAGCCUCAGCUGGGCGCACACAGCAGGAGCUGCUCUGGCCGCACUCAGUGCUGUUUGGCACCGUGGGCCCCGAUGGAGCGGCCCCGCGACGGUUCGGUUUCUUCCUUCACCCUCCAAAUAUUAAACCUCGUUUGUUUCUCCA